GUUCACAUAACAGUAGUUUGAUGAUAGCAAAGUGAAUGCUUGCGAAAAAGAUACAAAAGUCUUUUUGUGAAAUCAGAAAAGUGAUCAAAUCCAAAACGACAAUCUUGUCUUGUCUCUGAAAAAUCCUGUCAUUACUCUCUCAAACCCUUUCGCCUUUCGAAUCUCCCUUUUUCUUCUUCUUCUUCAUCUCUCUUCAAUGAUUCCACUCUCUGAAUUUCACUCAACUCGUUCCCAUGGCUGCAAAACGUGUCCACGGAGACUACCCUUCGUCCACCGAUCUCUCCACUGUUAAACGCCACAAGGACCUCGACUUCCCCGAAGACACCACCACCGCACUCGAGGACGACGGCGCCGCCGCGAUCAACCUCCUCAGCCUACUCCUACAAUGCGCCGAAUACGUCGCCACGGACCACCUCCGCGAAGCUUCCAUCCUCUUGUCGGAAAUCUCCGAGACAUGCUCCCCGUUCGGUUCCUCCCCGGAGCGAGUCGUCGCCUACUUCGCGCAGGCGCUUCAGGCGCGCGUCAUCAGCACCUACCUCUCCGGCGCGUGCUCGUGCUCUCAACUCUCGGAGAGUCCAAUCCCGUCGCAGAAGAUCUUCGCCGCCUUACAGACGUUCAACUCCCUGAGCCCUCUCAUCAAAUUCUCACACUUCACUGCCAAUCAAGCGAUCUUCCAGGCCCUGGACGGCGAGGACUCCGUCCAUAUCAUCGACCUCGACGUCAUGCAAGGCCUUCAAUGGCCCGGACUCUUCCACAUCCUCGCUUCACGUCCUCGAAAGCUCCGAUCCAUUCGGAUCACCGGGUUCGGGCCAUCCUCCGAUGUCCUCGCCUCCACCGGCCGGAGACUCGCCGAUUUCGCGGCCUCCUUGUCCCUCCCCUUCGAGUUUCGUCCCAUCGUUGGCAAAAUCGGAAACGUAACCGAUCCGAGUCGACUCGGGAGGAGACCCGGCGAGGCUGUGGUGGUUCACUGGAUGCAGCACCGGCUAUACGACGUCACCGGGAACGGUAUCGACGCGCUGGAGAUUGUACGGAGGCUGAGGCCGAAUCUGAUAACGAUGGUUGAGCAGGAGCUGAGCUACGACGACGGAGGAGGAGGCUGCUUUCUUGGGAGGUUCGUGGAGGCGCUGCAUUAUUACAGCGCGUUGUUCGACGCGCUUGGGGACGGAUUGGGGGAGGAGAGUGGGGAGAGAUUCACGGUGGAGCAGAUCGUGCUUGCGACGGAGAUAAGGAACAUAGUCGGGGGGAAAAGGAGGGGGGUGAUGAGGUGGAAAGAGGAGCUGAGUCGGGUCGGAUUUAGACCCGUUUCGCUUCGGGGCAACCCGGCAACGCAAGCGGGUUUGUUAUUGGGAAUGUUGCCAUGGAAUGGAUACACGCUGGUGGAAGAAAAUGGAACCCUCCGGCUCGGUUGGAAGGACCUCUCGCUUUUGACUGCUUCCGCUUGGCAAUCUCAGCCGUCCGAUUAACUUUUCAUUACCCUGUUUUUUUUUCCCUUUCUAUAAACACACUUGAUCCGUUUAAAGAAUAAAGCAAGGGUGGAGAAAAAUAAUUAUGAUAUAGUUGAGAUAUUAAAGGUUUUAUAUAACUCACUAA
This is a messenger RNA of Brassica oleracea var. oleracea, 1590 nucleotides long. RefSeq names its product scarecrow-like protein 23. The transcript has a single exon. Gene Ontology annotation, molecular function: sequence-specific DNA binding; DNA-binding transcription factor activity. Gene Ontology annotation, cellular component: nucleus. The record is from RefSeq and is a predicted model, not a curated record. Bases 234 to 1463 code for a protein of 409 amino acids. Lineage: Eukaryota; Viridiplantae; Streptophyta; Magnoliopsida; Brassicales; Brassicaceae. Gene Ontology annotation, biological process: bundle sheath cell fate specification; leaf development; regulation of DNA-templated transcription.